Panicum hallii is the source of this 1944-nucleotide messenger RNA. Its product is annotated as organic cation/carnitine transporter 7-like. Bases 234 to 1673 code for a protein of 479 amino acids. The record is from RefSeq and is a predicted model, not a curated record. Gene Ontology annotation, biological process: transmembrane transport. Gene Ontology annotation, cellular component: membrane. Gene Ontology annotation, molecular function: transmembrane transporter activity. The transcript is spliced from 6 exons. NCBI's taxonomy places the organism in Eukaryota, Viridiplantae, Streptophyta, Magnoliopsida, Poales, Poaceae.
AGUUCGCGGCGAGACGCCAUUGCCCGCCCUCGCUCGCUCCCCGCCGCCCCCUCUCCUGUCUCCGUCCUCGGCCCUAAUCGCAUUUGCUCCGCCCCCACCAACCCCCCUUCCCCCUCCCUGGAAGGAAGGGAGGAUCCCGGCCGGCGCCGCCGUGCCAGCGCCGCAGGAACCCGCCGCCGGCAGCGGGGCGCCUCAUUCCUCUCCCCUCCGAAUCAAGGGUGCUGGCUGCCAACAUGGAGACAUAUACUACAGAUGACGCGCUCACAAAGAUGGGGUUUGGGAGAUCCCAAGCACUUGUUCUUGUCUAUGCUGGCAUGGGUUGGGUCGCAGAAGCCAUGGAGCUCAUGCUGUUGUCGUUUCUUGGGCCAUUCGUACGAGAGCAGUGGAAUAUCUCCCCACAGAAUGAGAGCAUGCUUUCAAGUUUUGUCUUUGCUGGAAUGCUGAUAGGUGCCUGUGCUUGGGGCUUUGUUUCUGACAAAUAUGGGCGGAGGACUGGUUUAUUGUUUUCAACUAUGUUUACUAGUGGAAUGGGUUUUCUAAGUGCUUUAUCUCCUAACUACUUAUGCUUGGUGGCUCUUCGGUUUCUCGUUGGAGUAGGAGUGGGUGGCAGCCAUGUGUUUAUAUCUUGGUUUUUGGAGUUUGUUCCUGCACAAAAUCGUGGCACUUGGAUGGUUAUUUUUUCCCUUUUCUGGACACUCGGCACAAUCUUGGAGGCUUCACUUGCAUGGGUUGUAUUACCGGCAUUGAAUUGGAGGUGGCUACUGGCUUUGACCGCCCUUCCAUGCGUCCUCAUGCUUCCUUUCUUUGGACUUACACCUGAGUCUCCGCGCUACCUUUGUGUACAAAAUAGAAUGGCCGAUGCAACUGCUGUCCUGGAGAGAAUGGCCAGUGCAAAUCAAUCAGAUCUUCCUCCAGGAGUUCUCAUAUACAAUAGAGAAACAAAAACUGACCAUGGCAAUCUUGCUUCCGAGAGUGAGUGUCUUCUUCCUGUCAGACAGAAGGAAUGCAAAGUUGACGAUGCUGUGAGCUCCGAAUCUGGCAGUCUUGCUGCAUUGCGCACGCUAUUAUCGCGCGAUCUGCUCAAAUCAACCCUUCUUCUUUGGUUUGUUUUCUAUGCAAAUUCCUUUGCUUAUUACGGGAUAGUAUUGCUGACAUCGCAAUUGAGUGAUGCAAAUAGAAGCUGCGCAUCUGGUGUGAUAUUUGGCCUGCACCAAAAAGAUACCAAUAUUUAUAAAGAUACUUUCAUCACUAGUUUAGCAGAAAUCCCAGGUUUAAUUCUGUCCGCUGUUCUCGUUGAUUGGUUUGGCCGAAAAGCUUCAAUGUGGUCUAUGAUGUUCGCAUGCUGUGCUUUCCUUGGACCACUUGUAUUUCAUCAGAAUGAGUUGUUGACAACUAUUCUUCUAUUUGGUGCUCGUGCGUGUGCCAUGGGGAGCUUCACAGUUUUGUGUCUUUAUGCUCCAGAGGUGUAUCCAACAUAUGUGCGCUCAACCGGUUCUGGGAUUGCAACUGCCAUUGGUAGAGUUGGUGGGGUCGUUUGCCCUCUUGUUGCCGUUGCUUUGCUGGGGAGCUGCCACCAGAUGGAAGCACUCGUGGUGUUUGAGGUGGUCUUGUGCCUUGCUGCAGUUGCUUGUAUGUUCUUCCCUGUAGAGACCAAGGGCCGUGGAAUGGAUUAAUUUUACAAAAUCACACUGCGUUUUCCUGAUGAGCUUGUAGCUUUAGUUCAUCACCAUUUUUAUCAAUUUCUACCAUCAUUGUAUAUAGAUGUAAUAAAUAUGGUGUGUCUGCGAAGCUGGAUAGUUCCUCAAAAUAUAUGCAGGACUUUCCAAACUUGUUAGACACUUCCAUGUGGAUUCUGUACCCCUAAAUAUUGAAAAGCAAACUUCUGCAUCUGUAGUGCGUUUCGGGAAGAAAAAAAAAAGAGGUUUGCAUGCCGAGUUAUAUUCC